GUAUGGUGACUUGUAGGUUUGAGGAGGAGAUUUCUAAGUUUGCUCUUGAGUUUGAUAGCAAACUGAGUGCAACGAAUGUCAGUAUGACAGCAAGGCAGUUCAGCCUGGCAAUUGGGAAUGGGCAACAGCGAUUGCUUGUAUUAGUAGUGAGGGUUGGAAUGUGCCUCCAUUUUUAGUAGUGCAAGGGAAGAAUCAUCUCACGAAUUGGUACACUGAGGCCGACCUCCCAAACGACUGGGUGAUUAAGCCAACAAUUAAUGGAUGGACAAAUAAUGAGACGGGUCUAGAAUGGAUCAAACACUUCGAUAAACACACUGCUACUCGUGCGAAGGGUCCAUAUCGAAUGCUUGUGUUAGAUGGGCACAAGAGUCACGAAUCGGCCGAAUUUCAGGAGUAUUGUAAGGCUCAUAACAUUAUUACUCUUUGUUUGCCUCCUCACUCGUCCCAUCUUACCCAGCCACUUGACGUUGGGUGUUUUAGUGUGUUGAAAAGGGCAUAUGGGCGACAAAUCGAGACCUUUAUUAAGGCUCAUAUUAACCAUAUUACUAAGGUCGAGUUCUUCCUUGCCUUCCAAGCAGCGUUUAUAGAGUCAAUAACGACCCAAAACGCUCAGGCUGGAUUCCGUGGAGCUGGCCUAGUGCCUUUCAACCCUCAAGCUGUUAUUUCAAAGCUCGAUGUGAAGUUACGGACUCCAUCUCCUGCUUUACCCCUCCCUGCCGACGCCGACCCUUGGGUCUCCCAGACACCUCACAACCCUACCGAGGCCCUCUCACAGACAACUCUUGUGAAGCAAAGGAUUGCCCGUCACCAGGGAAGCUCGCCAACACCUCUUUUUGAGACAGUCUUUGCGUUAGCAAAGGGCACUGAGCGAUUAGCUCACCAGAAUACCCUUUUAACAGAGGAGAUCCGUACACUUCGAGCAGCAAAUGAAGCGCUUAGCAAGCGUCGCAGGGCUAAAAAUAACCGUAUCCGUGAAGGAGGUGCACUUACAGUAGAGGAUGCAUACGAUAUUUUGUCUCAGCAGGAGGUAGAUGAGCAGGUUCGACGCGACUGACGUGCAGAGAGGGGCAAUCAGGUUGAGGGACAACCGUCUGGACGGUGCUGUGGCACUUGCGGAAAGGCUGGCCAUAACGCGCGAACUUGUAAAAUAGAAGAAGAUGUAUCUAGCUCUUUAGAUUUUAAUUUGUAAAAAAUUUACUA
Pseudogymnoascus destructans is the source of this 1200-nucleotide messenger RNA. RefSeq lists its product as uncharacterized. The record is from RefSeq and is a predicted model, not a curated record. NCBI's taxonomy places the organism in Eukaryota, Fungi, Ascomycota, Leotiomycetes, Thelebolales, Thelebolaceae. Gene Ontology annotation, molecular function: DNA binding. Bases 344 to 1054 code for a protein of 236 amino acids. Gene Ontology annotation, cellular component: nucleus. The transcript has a single exon.